AUGAAAGGAGACAGAAGAGACUCUCCAAAGAAAGAGGAAAAAAAUAAGGAGAAGGAAGAAGACAUGUUACCUGAGUUACCUGAGGAAAUUAUUCUACGCAUCCUUUCUUUUGUGGAUGCAAAAACCGCAGUUCAAACAUCAGUUUUGAACAAACGGUGUAGGUGUCUCUGGGCUUUCCUACCCGUUAUUAACUUCGAUGAUGCAUCAUUCAAAAAUGUUAUAUUUUUUGAGGAUUUUGUAGACAAAUUUUUGUCUUGCAGAGAUACUUCCACCAAUGUUUUCAAUGUUAAUUUUGAUUGUCGCUUUGGCCUUUAUAAUGAUUAUUUCGUUGAUAUUAUCAUUGAGCAUGUUACUGAUACACCAUCCAUCACCACUACCAUCGAGGUCCUUUCAAUCCGUGCUAUGAGUAGGAUUACCAACCUUCCUACACUUUCUUUAUGCACAUCUCUCACUACUCUCAAACUUUCUUACAUAUUCACUCAGACCACAAAUUUCGAUAUUCCUUCUCUUAAACACCUAUACAUCCGCUCUUGUCAAUUUUGUUGUGGACUGGUAAAUACUUUUGAUCCAGUUAAGGGUUGUGUCAAUUUGGAAUCUCUGCCUCUCAUCUUCUAG
Vigna radiata var. radiata (mung bean) is the source of this 615-nucleotide messenger RNA. RefSeq names its product F-box protein At1g60400-like. Bases 1 to 615 code for a protein of 204 amino acids. The transcript has a single exon. Gene Ontology annotation, molecular function: protein binding. Lineage: Eukaryota; Viridiplantae; Streptophyta; Magnoliopsida; Fabales; Fabaceae. The record is from RefSeq and is a predicted model, not a curated record.